AGGUGAGAAACCAGAGGAAGUAAGCAAUUUGUGAAGGCGUUGACCUGAAAAGGGGAUAAAGCCUGAAGCAUGAGCAUAUACCACAGAAUCCCGCGUUGAUUCUGGAUUUUUGUGCUGUUCUCGGUAUGAACCUCAUAAGUCAUAACACACUACACUUUCUUUUUAUAUAUAGGUGCUCACCCUCAACCUGUACCACUUCAUUCCCAGCACAACCUUCAGCUUCUCUCUCCUCCAUGGUCCUGACAGGGUGCUGGCAACUUCUCCCUUUCUCUCUCUAGAAGAGCCAGUGAGCAGGAAGGAAACUUGUAAUAACUGAUUUGAGGCAAUUUAGAUAGCAGAGUUAGUGAUGGCGAGAGAGGGAACAAUAGGAGUGCUUAAUGCACUUGAUGUGGCCAAGACACAAUGGUACCACUUCACUGCAAUUGUGAUUGCUGGAAUGGGAUUUUUCACUGAUGCAUAUGAUCUCUUUUGCAUUUCCCUUGUCACCAAGUUACUGGGGAGGAUAUACUACACUGACAUAACCAAAUCAAGGCCUGGUGUUCUUCCAGCUAAUGUGCAAGCCGCUGUGACUGGUGUCGCGCUUUGCGGUACCUUAGCCGGCCAGCUUUUCUUCGGUUGGCUCGGUGACAAGAUGGGAAGGAAAAGGGUUUAUGGCUUAACUCUCAUGAUCAUGGUAGUGAGCUCCAUUGCUUCAGGGCUCUCCUUUGGUAAUAGCCCAAAAAGCGUCAUGGCCACGCUUUGUUUCUUCAGGUUCUGGCUUGGUUUCGGGAUUGGUGGCGACUACCCUCUUUCGGCCACAAUCAUGUCCGAAUACGCGAACAAAAAGACGCGAGGCGCGUUCAUUGCUGCGGUGUUUGCUAUGCAAGGGUUCGGAAUCUUGGGUGGUGGAAUAGUGGCUUUGAUCGUCUCGGCCUCGUUUGACCACAAAUACAAUGUUCCUAGUUAUCAAGAAGACCCGGCAGCAUCAAUGGUGUUGCCGGCUUUUGACUAUGUUUGGCGUAUCAUUCUCAUGUUUGGUGCGCUCCCAGCGGCCCUGACCUACUACUGGCGUAUGAAAAUGCCUGAGACAGCUCGUUACACAGCCUUGGUUGCCAAGAAUGCGAAACAAGCUGCCUCAGACAUGUCCAAGGUGCUGCAAGUUGAACUUGAAGCCGAAGAGGAAAAGGUGGAGAAAAUUCUUGAGAGUGAAAACCAACAAUUUGGCUUGUUCAGCAAGCAAUUCGCCUCGCGCCACGGGAUGCACUUGCUAGGAACCACAACUACUUGGUUCUUGUUGGACAUUGCCUUCUACAGCCAGAACCUCUUCCAAAAGGACAUUUUCAGCGCGAUCGGAUGGAUCCCUCCAGCAAAAGAAAUGAAUGCAAUCCAUGAGGUUUACAAGAUUGCAAGAGCACAAACACUUAUAGCACUAUGCAGUACAGUUCCCGGUUACUGGUUUACCGUGGCCUUUAUCGAUUACAUGGGCCGUUUCGCGAUCCAAUUGAUGGGAUUCUUCUUCAUGACGGUCUUCAUGUUUGCUCUGGCCUUACCUUAUGAUCACUGGACUAAGAAAGAUAACCGAUUUGGGUUCGUCGCCAUGUACGCCCUCACGUUCUUCUUCGCGAAUUUCGGUCCAAACGCCACCACAUUUGUGGUGCCGGCCGAGAUUUUCCCUGCAAGGCUGAGGUCCACUUGUCAUGGAAUCUCAGCUGCUGCAGGAAAAGCAGGAGCAAUAGUAGGUGCAUUUGGGUUCUUGUAUGCUUCUCAGAGUAAAGAUCCUGCUAAGACUGAUCCAGGUUACCCAACUGGUAUUGGGGUGAGGAACUCUCUCAUUAUGCUUGGUGUGAUCAAUUUCUUGGGGAUGGUAUUCACCUUUUUGGUGCCGGAAUCAAAGGGGAAGUCACUGGAAGAGUUGAGUGGGGAGACAGAAGAAGAUGGCGUUGAGGCUAUUGAGGCUGCAGGGUCUAGGACAGUUCCAGUUUAAUCAAAGUCUUGUGCAACAUAGUAAUUAAAAUUCCAAGUUAUGAUUGUUUUUGUUAUGUGAAAAUUUACUUUCAGUUUUCCUACAGCAAGAUGCAUAAUAAUGUAGAUAUUUGUUUUACAGUGUUAUAAGUCUAUAACUUGUAAUCAGUUACAUAGUGUUUUGUAUUCCAUUGUUGUUCUUUAUCAAGUUUGGCAAUAAAUAAUUUAUCUGUAGUCAAA
Molecule: messenger RNA, 2181 nt
Organism: Lotus japonicus
Lineage: Eukaryota; Viridiplantae; Streptophyta; Magnoliopsida; Fabales; Fabaceae
Product: low affinity inorganic phosphate transporter 1-like
Exons: 2
Coding region: 347-1963 (538 amino acids)
Biological process (GO): phosphate ion transport; transmembrane transport
Cellular component (GO): membrane
Molecular function (GO): phosphate transmembrane transporter activity
Source: RefSeq, a predicted model, not a curated record